AUGCGCUAUUAUCGACAAAAGAUUCAUACUGCUAAAACACCUUCAAUCCCUUUUUUACCUGUUGUUCUCAAAGAUUAUACCUUUUUUAAUGAAAACUCGACAUUUUUGGUAUCUGAUCCUCAUCUUAUUAAUUUUGCAAAGUUUCGUUCUAUUAGUCAAUUUAUUGAUAAAAUAAGAGCUAUGAUGAAUGUACCUUAUUGGUUUGCUUCUGAACUCACUCAUUUCCCAUUCUUUCCUCAAGUAAAAAAUGAGACAAUGGGUAGGUCAUUAGAUGGUAUUGCAGAAUGGAUAGAAGAGAGAUUAAACACAAUUCAAGAUUGUUAUCUUGAUUGCAAUUUAUUAUAA
Molecule: messenger RNA, 345 nt
Organism: Cokeromyces recurvatus
Lineage: Eukaryota; Fungi; Mucoromycota; Mucoromycetes; Mucorales; Mucoraceae
Exons: 1
Coding region: 1-345 (114 amino acids)
Biological process (GO): Ras protein signal transduction; positive regulation of GTPase activity
Cellular component (GO): plasma membrane
Molecular function (GO): guanyl-nucleotide exchange factor activity
Source: RefSeq, a predicted model, not a curated record